This is a messenger RNA of Sclerotinia borealis F-4128, 540 nucleotides long. Lineage: Eukaryota; Fungi; Ascomycota; Leotiomycetes; Helotiales; Sclerotiniaceae. The record is from the annotation of a GenBank genome assembly.
AUGAAAUUUAUAUCUUCUCUCCUAUUCCUCUUCGGAGGAUUGACGGCAUCUGCUGCAGUCAUUGAAAAACGUGCUACCAGCUCCUUCCAUUUGUAUGCGUAUGGUACCGGUAUUGGUGGACUUCCAAUAUAUUACUCUGAUGGAAAUGCAUUUGUCGGUAACAAAAUUCCAUCCGGAUCCACCGUCAACACAAACAUCACAUUCGCACCAAGCUCAUCCAGUGAAUGGAUCAUCACACCAACCACUGCCAACGUCACUCUCACCAACUCAAAAUCCUCAGCACUCUUUAUCAACCCCUCCAGCAAAGCUCUCACGAAUGUUGGGUUCACUGCAUCUGAUUCAUCAACCGUUGCGACAAGAGGUUUCCUCGCUUUUGGUAACUGGGCUAUGUGGAAGAGCCCCGAUACCUCGCAGAUCUCAUCGAGUUUCUAUGCGACGCCGGUGUCGGAUGGUAUAUGGCAAUUGAAAUGGAAUGCGGAUGAAAUGGAUGAUGGAUCGAGUGUGGGUGUGGCUAUUAGAAAGAUGGCUCCUAGUAGUUGA